This is a messenger RNA of Melanotaenia boesemani (Boeseman's rainbowfish), 1011 nucleotides long. RefSeq names its product hepatitis A virus cellular receptor 1-like. The record is from RefSeq and is a predicted model, not a curated record. The coding region runs from base 16 to 717 and encodes 233 amino acids. The transcript has 2 exons. NCBI's taxonomy places the organism in Eukaryota, Metazoa, Chordata, Actinopteri, Atheriniformes, Melanotaeniidae.
AACUAUAAAUAUACGAUGAUCGAAGCUCCGUCGUCUCUGACCCUCCCCCUGGUGAUCGAAGCUCCGUCGUCUCUGAACCUCCCCCUGAUGAUCGAAGCUUCGUCGUCUCUGACCCUCCCCCUGAUGAUCGAAGCUCCGUCGUCUCUGACCCUCCCCCUGAUGAUCGAAGCUCCGUCGUCUCUGACCCUCCCCCUGAUGAUCGAAGCUCCGUCGUCUCUGACCCUCCCCCCGAUGAUCGAAGCUCCGUCGUCUCUGACCCUCCCCCUGAUGAUCGAAGCUCCGUCGUCUCUGACCCUCCCCCUGAUGAUCGAAGCUCCGUCGUCUCUGAACCUCCCCCUGAUGAUCGAAGCUCCGUCGUCUCUGACCCUCCCCCUGGUGAUCGAAGCUCCGUCGUCUCUGACCCUCCCCCUGAUGAUCGAAGCUCCGUCGUCUCUGAACCUCCCCCUGAUGAUCGAAGCUCCGUCGUCUCUGACCCUCCCCCUGAUGAUCGAAGCUCCGUCGUCUCUGACCCUCCCCCUGAUGAUCGAAGCUCCGUCGUCUCUGACCCUCCCCCUGGUGAUCGAAGCUCCGUCGUCUCUGACCCUCCCCCUGAUGAUCGAAGCUCCGUCGUCUCUGAACCUCCCCCUGAUGAUCGAAGCCCCGUCAUCUCUGACCCUCCCCCUGAUGAUCGAAGCUCCGUCGUCUCUGAACCUCCUCCUGAUGCAGCUCCAGCUCUAAUCCUCUGAGAUCAUGGCUCAAUAUGUGAACAUUAGGCCAACAAUGAGUUAAAUGAGAGAGGUUUUAGUCCAGACAGUUCAGGAGACAUCUCUAAAUUGAUUAUUUUGGCCCAGUUUGACACCAUCUGUUCUCAACAGCAACCAGUUGAUGGACGUCAGGGUUUAAUCUUGUAUUUCAGUAUAUUAACACUGUAUUAAGGUAACGUAAGAUUACAGACUUUUGAAAGGAUCAAAAGACACAAGACUAAAUAUAUAUGUGAUGAAAGUAUUAUUUCAUACUGUGUGUUUGUUCCAG